Leptomonas pyrrhocoris is the source of this 1577-nucleotide messenger RNA. RefSeq names its product phosphatidic acid phosphatase protein-like protein. Lineage: Eukaryota; Euglenozoa; Kinetoplastea; Trypanosomatida; Trypanosomatidae. The record is from RefSeq and is a predicted model, not a curated record. The transcript has a single exon. Bases 396 to 1577 code for a protein of 393 amino acids. Gene Ontology annotation, molecular function: phosphatidate phosphatase activity. Gene Ontology annotation, biological process: phospholipid metabolic process.
AGUUGUAUCAUUAUUCUUAUUUGGCCAACUUCUUUUCUGCUUUCGCUUCUUUACUCUCUCCACCUCCUUCCUUCUUGUCGUUCUUGCUGUUCUACACAAAAGCAAGUCUCGAUUCGUCUGGUGUUCAAGUCGUCGCCUGCCAGCAACACCAGCAGGAAACACAGCCCACUCCGCGGAGACCUCUUUUCCACGCCAGCCAGCCGUAAGGGAUGAAAUGAAGUGAAGUUAAGUAACAUAAAAAACAAACUUAGUUAUACUUAGAAAGCACGUCUUCUCUGCUGCUCUGAUUUUACAUAAGUCUUUUCGAACACCUCGAAGCAAUAAAAUACGGCACUUGAUUGCGUGGCCUGAUCAGUUGAACUAGUGCAUCGUCAACCAGAUUUUAAAGUCGAGCAAUGGCCUUCUUUACGCGAGAUGAUUUUGUCUACGUGUGGAACAGCUACCACGUGCUGGACUGGAUCAUCCUUGCCGCGCUGAACAUCAUCGCCGGUUUUGUCACCCUCGCCGUCCAGCCGCACUGCCGCCCCUUCUCGUGGGACGACGCCACGAUCAACUACCCGGUGCACCCCGACACCUUUCCCAACUACUCCCUCGUGCUCAUGGUGUUUCUCGCCAUCGCGUUCUACAUUGUUUUUGUGCUGUACCUCGUGAAGCCGCUGCAGCGCCUCGUCGGGGAGCCAAUGGAGUGGUACGCCCUGGGCAGCAAGAAUAGCGGCGGCAGUGCAAGUCCAUACAUCGACAUCGACGCGCAGGACGGCAACUCGAAGCGGUUUCGCGUAGCGGAUCUGCAGACGGGCGGGGGGCCGCUCUAUCCGUGGCUGCGGGCACACCUGUGGGCAGUCGGGCUGGAGUUCUGCAUGAUGGCGGUACUGAAGGUGUACGCUGGUAGCCUUCGGCCCGACUACCUGGAUCGGCUCAAAACUGCCGGGUAUACGCGCUCCGUGAAAUCCUUGCCCGACCCGAAGAGUGAACCCGAGUUCUACUGCAAGCUGAUGGACAGUCACCCUGACCUCAAGGAAGGGCGUUUGUCGUUUCCGUCUGGCCACAGCAGCACCUCCUUCGCCGUCUUCACCGUCAUGUCCUUCUUCUUCGUUGCCUACCUGCGGCCCUUUGCGCGGCAGGCCAGCUUUACGCGUCUCCUCAUCUGUCUGUGUCCGCUUAUCGUGCCGACGAUUUGCGCGGUGAGCCGCACGCGCGAUUACAAGCACCACUUUUCCGACAUCGUCGCCGGCGCGUUGAUUGGGAUUGCGUGUGCGCUGAUGGCCUUCUACGGCAGCUUCCGGCAGGUGGGUGGGGCCGCUGGUAUUUACUUUUGUCGCACCGCCGCGGACGUCGAUUACGACCAGCUACGCGAGUCGGCGAGCGGAACGGCAGCUGUUCCCGGCGUCAGCAGCAGCACCGUCGACUUUGGCGCGACGCAGCAGCGCGAGCACGUCGAACUGCGCAAGAGCGGAUCAUCACCGACGGUGCGGCGCGCGGGGGAUUCGACGGUGCUGAUGAGUGACGCACAACGUGGAUCGCCGGUGUUGACGGAGCGAAAGCUGAACGAGGACCCCGCCGCCGUUCCGUGGAUCUAA